Catharus ustulatus (Swainson's thrush) is the source of this 2289-nucleotide messenger RNA. RefSeq lists its product as uncharacterized. Bases 1283 to 2233 code for a protein of 316 amino acids. The record is from RefSeq and is a predicted model, not a curated record. The transcript is spliced from 6 exons. NCBI's taxonomy places the organism in Eukaryota, Metazoa, Chordata, Aves, Passeriformes, Turdidae.
GACAGAUAAGUGGAGGGCUAUGAUUCACAGAGGGGAUGACAGAGGGGUGCUGGGUCUGUAAUUGUCAGGAGGGGUUUUUGAGGCAGCUUUGGAGCUGGAGAUGUCCAAGAAGCAGCCCCUUAGGCCCCAUAAGAGGCAAGUCUCAAUUUGAUCUCAAUGCUGAAAUGCACAGGGUAGAGCAGUUCUGGUGGGUGUCAUGACACUUGUUUCUUGUGCACUGUGUGUCUUUUGAGUGUGUUGUAUUACAUGUCUUGAGUCUAAGCCCUUUGAGGGGCAUAUCAGAAAUUCUGGGCUAAUUUUUAGCCUCCGCUUUCCUUGGCCUGGUGCUGGCCCAUGGGAGCGUGGGCUGGCAUGGUAAUCACAUCUCUGCUUGGAAACAUCCAGUCUGAUGUCUUUUAAGGUCUUCUUCUGAGCUGUAUUGACAGCUGUACACCACAAGGGUCGGUUACAGAGGUUUAGGAUGUGAAGAUAGGGAGAGGAUUCUGACCAGAAAUUUCUCAGCCAUCCAUCUCUUCAGUUCUUGGGAUUAAUGCUUCUGCUAGCAUCUUCUUCCAGCCUCAUCAUUGUCCCAUCAGUCUCCCCCCAGUCAUCCCAUAUUGAAUUCUCUCAGUCCUUGUGAUUCUUCUUCCUGCUGGGAGAUUUUUUUCCCUCCCCAUGUCCUCCCCUCGUUUGUCAUGUCCUGUGUCACGGGUGCCUGCAUGCAUUUGGCCAGGAGCUGCUCUGCCCUGUAGCGUAGUCUGGGCAUAGGUGUGCUAGGACCAGUCCUGGGGACUUGCUUUUUGUAAUGUGGGGUGGUUUUGGACCCUAGAUGAAAUCUGGAGGUAUAAAGUUAUCCUGCAGCACAUUUGACUUCUGUCCUCCCUUCCUUUCAGAUGCAGAUGGAUCAAAUCUGAGGCUGUGGGCCCAUCCUAGGAAAUGAAGCAGGAUAUCCACUGUCAAGGGGAAGCAGGCCAGGCAGUGCCCUUGAACUACUCUGAGAUGGCUCUGCCCAGCUGGCCCAGAGACCCAGUUCACUGCUCCUGUGAGCCCUCCAGCAGUAUUCCAGGACUCUGAUGAAGCCUUCACCUUCUGCAAUUUGAAGAUGCCAACUGGGCAGCCUUUGGCAAGAGCUGAGCAGUUGAGGUGAGUCUGGGAGUUUGGGAGAAGGAGUUUGGGUCCAGUCAAGUUUCAGCCAUGUCACAUCACCUUGUCUCUUCUUAAACCAGGCCUACCCUGCUAGGACAGUCUCAGCCUCUGACUGCAGCUGAAAUGUGUGACCUGAGGCCCUGGACAUUCCUGGGAGAUGCUGACUAAGGGACAACAGCUCAGUGACGGCAGGAAUUUCCCAGAUGGUGAAGCUUUUUUUACUGCACACCUGGCAUGGAUUCUCAUACCUGGAUCUCUGACAGGUCCCCGAGGCAGAUUUCCGGUUCUCAACCGCCGCCUUUCACAGAACCUAUCCCUUGACGUCGAGGACCAGCAUCCUAUUCAGCAUACUGUUUCAGGAAAUCGAACUGUCAUCAACUGUCGUGGUCCAGAAGGACGAUUAUGUUCUGUUACUAUGUAUGAGGUUUUAUUUUGUUUUAGCAAGAGGCAGAAACCCCCCAGUGAUGCUGCAGCCGUCCCAGCCUUUAAAUACUUUGGGGAUGUGCUUGCCAGCAUUCCCAAAAGAGCACUGGGAAAGCACCAGGAAAUCACAGAACCGUUUAGGCUGGAAAAGAGCUCUGACAUCACCGAAUCCAAGCUGUGCCCAUCCCCACCUUGUCCCCAGCCCAGAGCCCUGAGUCCAGGACAGCUCCAGGGACCCCAAACCUCCCCGGGCAGCCCCUUCCAGUGCCCGGCCUCCCUUUUCAUGUGGGGAAUUCCUCCCGAACCCCCCUGGUCCAGCUCCCCUCCCAUUGCUGGAUCAGAGCCUGACCCUAUUGAAUUUUGGGGUUGUCACCACAUCCUCCAUCCCGCUUUUCAGGGCAGUGACAGCGAGUACGAGGUGGACCCGGGGCACCAGAAGGGCAUCUCCCGGGCACAGGCUUACAGCUACACCGAGAGCGAUUCGGGCGAGCCCGAGCACACCCCGCUCUCCAACAGCACCUCCACGCAGCAGAGCAGCCUGUUCCGCCCCAAAGCCAGCAGGACUCCCACCCCCCAGACCCCCGGCAAUGCCCCCAGCAGCCAGCCCGGGACCCUGUACUGCCCUCCCAGCAGCCUGGCCCCCGGCUCCAGAGCUCCCAUAGCUGGGUUUUCCUCUUUCGUUUGAUAUUUAAACAGAAGGGAAAAAAAAAAACCAACAGGAGAGGGGGGGAAAAAUUAGGG